Nasonia vitripennis (jewel wasp) is the source of this 531-nucleotide messenger RNA. RefSeq lists its product as uncharacterized. Gene Ontology annotation, molecular function: nucleic acid binding; RNA-DNA hybrid ribonuclease activity. Bases 1 to 531 code for a protein of 176 amino acids. NCBI's taxonomy places the organism in Eukaryota, Metazoa, Arthropoda, Insecta, Hymenoptera, Pteromalidae. The transcript is spliced from 2 exons. The record is from RefSeq and is a predicted model, not a curated record.
AUGAUUGGUUAUCGAAAGAAUCACAGGAUCCAUGCAAACGACACCUACGAUCGCUAUGAAAAGACUGUUGGAACUCCCUUCACUAGGCAAGAAAUCGUGGCCAUUACAGAAGCAGCCAAAUGGCUGUUGGAAAGAAGCACAGGGCAAAGAACUGUAAGCUUCUGCUCGGAUAGCAGGGCAGCUCUCAUGGCGCUAGAUAGUAUCAGUCUCUCCUUAAAAGAAGUACUAAGGUGCAGACAGGCGCUAGAAUCACUGGCGGAACACAACAUGGUGAGACUGGUGUGGGUACCAGUACACUCAGGCGUGGUGGGCAACGAAAAGGCAGACAAGCUGGCAGGUAGGGGCGCGAACGGCAUUCCAGCAAGAAGGUGCGCAGUCGCUGUUUCUACCUGCGAGGUAAACAGAGCAAUUAAAGACUGGCUCAACGCGCAACUGAGCGACAAGUGUACUAACGCCAAAGGGCUAAGACAGGCUAGGGCUCUGAUGGGCAACAGUCCACCCGUGGAGUGGCUGCGAACCAUUGGAGGGUAG